AUGGGGGUUUCAGGCACUAUGGAGUACUUGUCUGAUCUUCUUAGCAGUGCUAAAAAGGGUAAGAAAAUGAAGCAGACGAACACCGUCUCUCUCAAAGUCAGAAUGGAUUGUGAAGGCUGUGCACUUAAAGUCAAGAAGGCUCUCUCAUCAGUAAAAGGCGCGAAAUCCGUAGAGAUCGACUUGAAGAACCAGAAGGCAUCAGUGACUGGUAUUGUUGAUCCAAAGAAGGUGUUGAAGGCUGCCAAAUCAACUGGAAAAAAAGCCGAGCCAUGGCCAUAUGUGCCAUACACAAUGAUAGCUCACCCUUAUGUUGCUGGAGUUUAUGACAAAAAGGCACCUCCAAAUUUUGUUAGAAAAACUGAUGAUCCGGCCGUUGCCUCUCUUAAUCCAGUUGAAGAACAGUACACACUCAUGUUUAGUGAUGAGAAUCCGAAUGCAUGUUCUGUCAUGUAAUUAGAGUUAAACGUGGAAUUAAUGUUCUUAGUCUUUCUUUCUUUUGGUUAAUUUCUUGUAAAUCAGUUAAAGGUUUAAAGAAUAUAUAUGUAUAAAGGUUCUACUUCUACUUC
Olea europaea var. sylvestris is the source of this 566-nucleotide messenger RNA. Its product is annotated as heavy metal-associated isoprenylated plant protein 24-like. The record is from RefSeq and is a predicted model, not a curated record. Bases 1 to 453 code for a protein of 150 amino acids. Lineage: Eukaryota; Viridiplantae; Streptophyta; Magnoliopsida; Lamiales; Oleaceae. The transcript has 2 exons. Gene Ontology annotation, molecular function: metal ion binding.